Molecule: messenger RNA, 1929 nt
Organism: Entamoeba invadens IP1
Lineage: Eukaryota; Evosea; Mastigamoebida; Endamoebidae
Exons: 1
Coding region: 1-1929 (642 amino acids)
Molecular function (GO): calcium ion binding
Source: RefSeq, a predicted model, not a curated record
AUGGCUCGUGAGUUGAUCAUCGAGGAAGUGAACAAAGCAGUACAUUCAAAAAUUGGUGUUCAGGUCUCUGAGUGUGUGGAAAUUUCCAAAAAACUUUUCCCACACUUAACAACAAAUGGGUGUGCACUUUUAACAACACUUUACUUUUCACAGAAAAACAAAACAGGUUUAGUGUCUUUCAAAAAACUUAUAUACGUUCUGCAAUUGUUAGACUACCUUAACGUGCUUAUGAAAGAACUUAGUUAUAAAAUAAUAGCUGUUUUAAUAUUUCUUGUACUUGACAAAGACUUUAGUGGGACGUUGGAACUAAAAGAGAUAACAAACAUGUUUUGCCAAAAAUAUCAUAACUCUGAAAUCCUCAAAAAACAAACACUGAAAUUUUUCAAAGAGUGUGGAAAAAAUGCAGAUGGAUUUUUGACACUUGAAGAAACAAUCAAAGAAACCUCAAGAACUAAAGACUCUAACAUGACACUCGAAACUUGUUUAAAAACCAUCGAACUUCAUUAUGGAAAAGAGUACGACUUACUUGAGUCUGAUAAUAAAAGUCCAUUAAAAACGACUGUUGCUCAAAGUGUUUUGUUGAUAUUUCCCAAAGAGAGCCAUAACAAACUCGAACGUCUUGUCAAUGUAAUUGUUGAAAUUGCAUUUGAAUCAAAAAGACAUACAACAAAAAGAGAGUAUGUCAUGUUACGCCGAAUGUUUGAUUUUCUUAAAGUGAAAAAUAACAACAUUCUAGAUGAGAAGUGUUUAUUGGUUGUUUUGUUUAGACUCUUAGACAAAAAUAGUUCUGGAAAAGUAAGUCUCAAAGAGUUCAGAGCUCUUUCAUCCACAGAGACUCCAAUCCAGAAAUCCGAUUAUGAAAACGUUUUGAAAACAUUAGACAAAAACGAUGAUGGUGUGUUACAACUUGAAGAAUUUAUGAAUCUUGGGAUGUUCACAUUUUUUGUUCUUAACACAAGUACUCAGAAGGAUGUUCCUUCAUUUUUGAAUAACAUACAAAAAAUCGAGAAACAUUAUGCACCCGUGUUUACAAAAGGUGUUGUCAUGCACAACUACGACGGUAAAUUUUUAAGUAAAUUAAACCAAAAACCCAAAGAGGGGUAUGUCGAUUGGAUCUACGUCAAACACCAACUUGACGACCAAUAUGAAAAGGGUAACAUGAUGAAGUUUUUGUUUGAUGUAGCUGAUGAUAAGAAUUUAAACAUAAUCACAUGGAAACAAUCCAAGAUAAUCGAAGACUAUAUAAAGAAAUUUGACGGCAAUGAAGAUGACAAAGAAAUUUUGUCUAUCUGUUUCGACUUAGUUGAACACAACGGAGUUAUUAAUACCGAAGAGAUAGAAGGUAUUUUCAGACACACAUGCCUUAGAGAGUUUGAUAAACAAAGUGACAAUUUAUUGGUGUAUGAUUUGAAUCGAAAUGGUCUGUUCAACAAAAGUGUGUAUCUCAAAUUUAUGGAAGAAAACUAUUUAUCCCCCAAAGAAGACAAAAAGUCAAAAUUUUUGAAUGAAUCUAUUUCGACGUUCAGAAAGCUUGAUGUGAAUAACAACAAAAUGUUAACAGAAGUUGUUGUCCUUAAUCUGUUUGGGCGAUUUGAAAACGCGAAUGAAUGGUUCUGUUGCUACAUUGCAGCAGUGAAACGGAAUAUAUGGAAGAGGCUUUUACAUAUCAACGAGGAGCAGUUCGUGAAGUUGAUGGUAAUGUUAAACGAAAAAAUUGAGGCGAUGAAAGCGGACAACGAAGACUUGUUUUCAGUCGAGCUCAGAGUCUAUGUGAAUAAUAAUGUGUUUUGUUUUGGUAAUGAAGUCGUCGAGGAACUUGGCACUGUUGACACUUUCAACCUAAAACGAGCAAAUGAUGUAAAUUUUGAAGGAGUGUACACUCAAAAUGAUUUCGAUGCUUUUAGUAAAUAUGUUGAGACACUUUGUUGA